AUGGAUCUGCAAUCAGUUUGUCGUGGGUUUCCCACCUCGAAUUUCGGUUUAUCCAGUCACCGCAUAGUCCCUCAUCAACUUGUUUUAGCAAGCCAUGCUCGGCUGAGGGAUCAAAGACUCCGUAAACAUAAUGGAAUUGCUUCCAAAUCAUAUUUGAUGCCAGGAUUGAAAAGUUCUGUGAAGGAGUCUUCAAUCCUGAGCUUGAACAGAGGAGCUAUUAAGUGCGCUUCGAAUUCUAGUGAUGCAAAGCUGGAAUUUUCAGGAGGGGAAAACUCUAAUCUUCCUUUUAGAAGAGUUGAUGGGGUGGAGCCUUUUCGAGGUAAAUCGGGUUCAAUUUCAUUCCAUGGGUUGACACACCAGUUGGUAGAGGAAGGGAAGUUGGUUUCAGCCCCUUUCGAUGAAGAGAAGGGCUCGUUCCUUUGGUUUUUUGCCCCUGCUGCUUUAAUUUCGUCGUUGCUUCUUCCACAAUUCUUUAUUGGUAAUGCAAUCGAGGCUUUCUUGAAGGACGAAAUUAUCAUAGAAAUCGUGACUUCAUUAUCUUAUGAGGCUGCGUUUUAUGUGGGCCUUGCAAUAUUUCUGCUUGUAACUGACCGAGUACAGAGGCCGUAUCUGCAGUUCAGUACAAAGAGGUGGGGUCUCAUUACUGGCCUAAGAGGAUACUUGGCAUCCGCUUUCUUUACAACGGGCUUCAAGGUCAUUGCCCCUCUCUUUGCUGUUUAUGUAACCUGGCCGUUGCUUGGCUUGCCGGCCUUGGUUUCUGUGGUUCCCUUUCUAGUUGGCUGUGUUGCUCAACUUGCAUUUGAGACGGGUCUUGAAAAGCAAGGGUCAUCUUGUUGGCCUCUAGUUCCCAUUAUUUUUGAGGUUUAUAGACUAUACCAGUUGACAAAAGCUGCUUACUUUAUUGAGAAGUUGAUGUAUGCGAUGAAGGGUAUGCCUGCAUCCCCGGAACUGCUAGAAAGAAGCGGUGCCCUAUUUUCUAUGAUAGUGACCUUCCAAGUCGUCGGCGUGGUUCUGCUCUGCACCUCUUCCUCGUUCUCUCUUAUCCGACGAUUCGAGACCGUGCAUAAGCUGAAAAAGGAGAAAGUAGAACUUUACGUUGAUCUAGAGGAGCUGUACGUUAUUGGAGGUUCAGGGGAAAAAAGUUUAAACUUGAAGCUUCUGAGCCGUCAUCCAAAGAGGGGAGGCAAGGGCCAAAUGGCAAAGUCUUGCAAGGGCUUGGCAAUGGAACUGGUCAAGUGUCUUAGUGAGUGCGAUUGCGUUAAGGUUGAGAAGCGAUCGUACAGAGAAUGCGCUGGGGAGAAGAGUCCAUCAAUAUCAAGUGAAUGCAUUGGUCUGAGGGAAACAUAUUUCAAUUGCAAGAGAGGCCAGGUUGACAUGAGAGCUAGGAUUCGGGGGAACAAGGGCUAUUGA
Messenger RNA from Prunus armeniaca (apricot), 1410 nucleotides. The record is from the annotation of a GenBank genome assembly. NCBI's taxonomy places the organism in Eukaryota, Viridiplantae, Streptophyta, Magnoliopsida, Rosales, Rosaceae.